Clonostachys solani is the source of this 2766-nucleotide messenger RNA. Lineage: Eukaryota; Fungi; Ascomycota; Sordariomycetes; Hypocreales; Bionectriaceae. The record is from the annotation of a GenBank genome assembly.
AUGGCUGCCGUGAGGCGCUACCGCAGAUUUGGGAAGCUGACCUCCUUUCAGCGCAUGAUGCGAAGCUCCAAGAUUAGCCGCCUCCCAGCUCCCAAAUCUUCCCAGGAAUCGGGGGGACUCGUCGAAAUGACGGAGUCGCAAAACAAUUCCCGAGUUCAAUCUGCCAUCCAGACCUACGGGAAAUCCUCAAUUCAGGGCCUCAAGCGCGAGACGCCCCAGCCAGCAACUCAGUCAGAAGCAAAACGAAAACAGUUGGCAGAGCGGGUUGGGGAAUAUCCGCGCAAGACUGGGCUCACUGGGCCUGCAGCGGGGACCCGAUCGAACGUACAGGGUAUCGCGCUGGUUGCGGCGUCUGACUCGUCCUCAACAGACGAACCGCAAUCUCCUCUGGGCAUUCUGCAGCUCUUGCGGAAUGUCCAGCGGAGGCUAGCAUUGCAUGAUGAAGACCACAGUCCUCGGGUCAGCCUCUACAUCGAGGCUGCAAUUCGCAACUGCCUCAUGACCCAGCACCACAAUCACAGAACAGUACUGCCGCCUUUCCCCAGAUCACAAUACCUUGCGUCCACUUUGCACUUCUUGCGUCAUUCGCCCGCUACGCGUUUACUGACCCCUCCACAGCUUAAGCCGCCAACAACGUACCAACCAUCCCGACAAGCAUCCAGUACAUCCAGCACAUCCACAUCGUCGACCAAUAGCUUCAGCAAGAGCAUCGGUCCUCCUCGCAGUAACACUCUCGAUCGUCCGAAGACGUCCCGCAACAAUGCCCGCCCCAUUCACACCCGAUCCAAGAGCCAGGCCGCCACAAGACCCCGCACCGCACAUGGGCUAUAUGAAGAGGAAAGGCAUGAGCCACCUUCCAAGACUCAGACUUUCGACGUGGAUGGCCGAGUAGGCGACAUGGAGAAUCAGUUCAAGGAGCUGAAGGACAUGGUCAACAACACCCUCAACGAGAGGAAAGGCCAUGUUGACGCCCUUGAACUGGCUAAAGGCAGAGUAACCGAACUUGAACGUGAAAGAGAGAGGCUUGAAAGCCGAAAUGAGCGUCUUAGAACCGAAGUUGAUGGCGCCAAGGAUGACCUUCGCCAUCUCCAUCACGAUUUAGAGAGACAGAAAUGGGAAUCAAAUCGCCAGAUCGAGGACUUAAACCGACAACACCGAGAAACCGUCGAGGAUCUCUCCCGCCAGCAUCGCAGUGCCGUCGACGAUCUCAGCCGAGAGCUUGAUUAUCUCAAAGACCAGGAAUCCAAGGAGCACCAACAACGAAUAGAAGGACUUACCCGCCACUACCAACAGGAGCUCGAUGAUGAGCGCCAAAAGAAGGAGCGCGAGAUUAAAGAUCUGCGGCUACGUAUGGGCAAUGAUCAUGACGACAUGAACAGCACCAUGCAGCGCAAAGACAGAGAGAUGCAAGAAAUGCGUUCUGCAAUGGAGGGUUUGCGGUCUGAUCUAGAGCGUGAAAGGACUCUCAAGAGCAGCUUGCAAACAAAUAUCGCAGAGUUGUCCGCAUCGAAUACAACUCUAGAGGCCAAGAUCAACUCACUUCGCUCGCAAGUCGAGUUUCUCGAGUCAGACAGCAAGGCACAGUCUGAUUCAUUUGCCAAUAUGGAGGCUCGCCUUCAAGAAGCCAUGCGCAUUGCCGAGGAAGCUCGACAAAAACUCAUCAAGGAGGAGACGGAGAGACGUGUGCUUUUCAACAAGUAUCAAGAGCUCAAGGGAAACAUCCGAGUCAUGUGCAGAGUUCGACCUAUUCUGCAUCGGUCAGAAGGAGAGCAGGCCGGGAUGUCCUUCCCUGAUGAAAAGACCUCUGCUGAAAUCGUUCUGGCCGGGCCAGAGGAGAAGAGCAGCCUCGGGCACAUCACGCGAAAGAACUAUCCCUUUGAGUUUGACCGUGUAUUCGUCCCCGGCACGCAGAACGAAGAGGUCUUUGGAGAAAUCUCCCAGGUUGUACAGAGCGCCUUGGACGGGUACAAUGUAUGUAUCUUUUGUUACGGUCAGACCGGAUCAGGAAAGACGCACACCAUGUCAUCGAGCGAUGGCAUGAUUCCCAAGGCCACGCACAUGAUUUACGAUACAAUCACCAAGCUCGGGGAGAAAUCAUGGGAAUACAGCAUGGAGGGUUCAUUCGUGGAGGUUUACAACGAAGAACUGAACGACCUUCUCACUCCCAACGAUCCCCACCAUAAAUCCAAGAAGUUGGAAAUCCGGCACGAUGACGCCCGCAAGCAGACAACCAUCCUCAACUGCAAGUCGGUGCCUCUGAUUUCUGCAUCCAGUGUUGAGACGAUGCUCCAGGAAGCGCAAAAGAAUCGUUCGGUGGCAGCCACCAAGGCCAAUGAGCGAUCAUCACGGUCUCAUAGCAUAUUCAUUCUGAAGCUCAUUGGCGAGAACUAUGCCACCGGCGAGCGCUGCGAAGGUACCCUGAACUUGGUUGAUUUGGCCGGUUCAGAGCGACUGAAGCACUCACAGGCCGAGGGUGAUCGAAAGAGAGAAACUCAGAACAUCAACAAGAGUUUGAGCUGUUUAGGCGAUGUCAUCGAAGCCCUUGGCAAGGGGUCCGGGCACAUCCCUUACCGAAACUCCAAGUUGACGCAUCUUCUACAAUACAGUCUGGGAGGGAACAGCAAGACGCUCAUGUUCGUAAUGGUCUCCCCUCUAGAGACUCAUUUGAAGGAAACCUUGACUAGUUUGAGGUUCGCAACAAAGGUCCAUAAUACCCAUAUUGGUACCGCAAAAGCGACGAAAAAGAUAAAGGCCAGCGACUAUUAG